Molecule: messenger RNA, 333 nt
Organism: Paramuricea clavata
Lineage: Eukaryota; Metazoa; Cnidaria; Anthozoa; Malacalcyonacea; Plexauridae
Source: the annotation of a GenBank genome assembly
AUGGCUUCCCAAUAUAUUAUCUCUCCGUUGACCCAUAUAAUUAACGAAUGCAUCGCACACAAUAUGUUUCCUUCCUCGUGGAAAAUAGGACGUAUUAGUCCUAUCCCGAAAAUCAGUGAACCGAUAGAGAAUAGUGAUUUUAGACCAGUGUCAGUGCUGCCAAUUUUAUCAAAGGUAUUUGAACGCCUGAUGCUAUCCCAACUUGUUGAGUAUAUUGAAGAACACAGUUUGUAUAAAGAGACAAUGUCCGGUUUCCGUAAGGGUCACUCAACCAUGGCCGUUCUGUUGAAACUUAAGGAUGAUAUCUUGAGAGCAAUGAAAAAGGGGAAAUAA